CGCGUUCGCGAAGGUUGAUUAAAUUGUUGACUUUAAAUGUUUGCAUUCAAUUGUUCCAUAUGGUAGUGGUAGCUGUUGUUAUUAUCCAUCCCGACUGCACCAUGUACUGUUGAUGUUGCUGCUGAUUUUCCAACAAAACGCAGAUACAAAAACUACGGCAACAACAACAAAGCGUAUUUAUUGCGGUAGCAGACACAAAAGGGAAGCUUAUCGAUUAGUUUUCCAUCGACAGUCAACGAGCGAGUGAGCUGAGUGGAAAAUCUUUUUUAUUUGACGGUCAAUUGUGCUUAAAAAAAAUAAUGUAAAUGAAAACAAGUGCAAAAUGUUAUUGUUGUUUGUGCGCGUGGACGUAAUUGACGGCAAUUGAUGAAUGUUUUGCAGACGUAGCUUUAGGUGGUCCGUGUCUCGUUUGGGACAACAACGCAAAACGCCCAAAAGUGGUUUCUAUUUAACGGUAUUGAAGUGCAUGUGAAUUGAGUAGAAAAAUAAAUAAAAUAUUUAGGUGAAAUAGAAAUAAAAUAAUGCUUAUAAAAGAAAUUUAAAAAGGUGUAACACAAAGGGCGGAAAAUUUGCAAAGAUAAAGUCAGCAAAAGCAAAAAUUUGCAAAUGCAAACGAUAAGAGGCCAUACGUUAAACGGCGUGCAGUGCAAAAAACAACGAAUGUUGAGCAACAACAUAAAGUGAAAAAUUCCAAUAAGAAAUAAGUAGAAUAAAGAAAAUUAGUCCAAAAUAGUCAUUUGUGAAAAUUUAAAAUAAAAUUUAUAUAUCUUAAGACGGUUAAGUGGUAAAUUGUGCGAUUGUUUAAAAUGUGUCAUUUAUAGAAAAUAAUUGUGCAAUUGAAAAGUGUAGUGUCAAAUCAAGCAGCAGUAUUGCAUCGCAUCUGCCCUAAGCAGAUAAAACCAAACAGGGACCAAGCUUUGAGGUGUUGGCGCCGCCGUCUGUCUCUACUGCAGCAAAGCUAAAAUGUGGAUAUCAUCCAACAACAAAUACGGCGUUGCCAUACACAAUUGGCAUGGUGAUGUCCGUUUUGGUCUGGCGCUCGACGUGGGCGAUUCCGUUGAAAUUCUGGAAGAAUGCAAAAACUGGUAUCGUGGCACAUGUGCGCGAAAGUCGCGCGCUGUCGGAAUCUUCCCCAAAACCUAUAUACACAUUAAGGAUCUGUCGAAAAUUGAUCCAGUAGUCGGUGAAUGUACACAAGUCCUGCGUGAAUGGUCGGAAAUAUGGAAGAAACUUUAUGUGGAUCGAGAAACGUACAAAUUUCACACAUUACGCAAGGUAAUGUUGUCCAUCUUGGAGUGUCGACGCGAGCUGUUAGGUGCCACAUUGACGCAGGACCAAACAUUGGAAUUGCAAACAUUGGUUGUUUCGCGCAUCGAUUGGGGAAAUCGAAAGCUCGGCUUGGAUCAAGUGCCACGUAUCGGUCCACUAGCUGUAGAUCCGCACAACAUCGGCAUUGUAGGUUUGUACAAUGUGCAUGUAUCUAGCGCAGACAAUGCCAAAGCAUCUUCGAGCCGAGGCACGUUGCGUCGCAAAGUUCAACGGAAAAUUCUCACACACCAUUUAUACUUUUGUAUGCGUGAUUUCGGCCACCGUAUCGGCGGCGAUGAUGCUGAGGUAUAUUUCUACCUAUACGAUGCCAAUCCGAUGCGCAUGCGUGCGUUGUCCGAGCGAUUUCUGGUUAAGAUCUCCAAAGACGGUUUCUCAAAUUACAUAGAAAAAUUGCAUAGCAAUUGUACGGUGUUCACGGAUUUGGGUGCUGUCGAUUUAAAUGAAGACCUACAUUUAGUGGCUGUGGUAAUGCGCGUGGGCAAAAUUAAUCCUUCGGAAACGGGCAAAAAGGUGGAAAAGAAUAAUAGCCUCUGUUGCACGGGUCCAACCUAUCGUCGGCCAUUUGGUGUGGGUGUUUUGCCGCUAAACGAUAUUACACAAUAUGAUAGCUCAAUUGAGUCGGAGGAGAAAGAGUAUAACUUUAAGAUUUACCAAUGCGAAGAAAAAGACUUCCAUCAACUACACGAAUUAAUUAUUAAGAAAUCCACUGGCAAAUUCUCGCCAAUAACCUCAGGCAAUCAAAAUACACAGGGUAUCGUAGUUUCGUUGAAGCUAUUGCACGGCGGACUCGGACAGGCGCGCCAAGAGCAACCGUUACUCUUUCAAGGCACGACAAUCACACGAAAAAUGGGCUUUCCCGAUGUCAUCAUGCCCGGCGACGUGCGCAACGAUCUCUUUAUUACGCUGGAACGCGCCGAGUUCGAGCGUGGCGGCAAGAAUACCGCAAAAAAUAUACUAACUACCGUGGUUGUGCUCGACACGGCUGGUAAUAUUUUAACGGAAUGUUUGUGGGGCGCUUCGGGCAUGGAUUCGCAGAGCUACUACAAAUCCAUGAUAUUGUAUCAUCAGAACUCUCCCUGUUGGAAUGAAAUGUUGCGCCUGAGUGUGCCCAUAGAUAAGUUCUCCGCUGCGCAUGUGCGUUUCGAGUUUCGUCAUUGUUCUACACGCGAUAAAUCGGACCCGAAACUCUUCGGUUUCAGCUUUGCGCGUCUUAUGGAUCCCAGUGGUGCGACACUGACCGAUGGCCAACACGAGUUGUACGUCUACAAGUGUGAAGAUUUGGCCAAACUGCAUGCCGGUAAUUAUCUAAAAUUGCCAAGCAAACCGAAGGAUCCGCACGCCAAAGUGGAUUGCAGUUCCAUAUUCCAUCGUAGUUCAAAGGAAGUUUUUGUCAUUAAAUCACUUUUAUGUUCGACGAAACUCACGCAGAAUGCCGAUCUGCUGUCGCUACUGCAGUGGCGUACAAAUCCCGAGACGAUACAAGACUCACUUACGGGUGUGUUGCGUUUGAACGACGAGGAGCUGGUUAAAUUCCUGCAAGAUGUGCUCGAUGCAUUAUUCGCCAUGUUCUCCAAUGAGGAAGGUAACAGCACUGAGCAUUCGGGUCUGGUCUUUCAUGUGCUCGUCAGCAUUUUCAGCGUCUUGCAAAGCAAUAAAUUCCAACAUUUUCGUCCCGUUAUGAAUGCUUACAUUGAGAAUCACUUCGCAGCCGCGCUCGUCUAUAAGGGUUUGAUAACUUCGGUUGAGCAUAUGGCUGUGUUUAUGACCAAGGCUGAGCAUCCAGAUCCAUUUCAGAAAUGCUUCAGUUCGCUAGAGUACAUCUUCAAAUUGCUGAUACAAUCGCGCAAGCUGUUUGCCCGCGCUACCGGCGGCCAGUAUGAGGACUCGUUCCGCAGAGAUUUGCACUCGCUUUUUACGGCGCUCAACGGUAUGUUGGCGGUGCCAUCCUACGAUGUAAUCAUACCCACACAAGAGGCGCUGCUGAACUCCACCGGCGUGGUGUUGGAGCAGUUGAAGGACACAUUACCCGCGCCGGAGUUGGGUAUGCUGGCACGCAAUAUGCUGGAUGCCAUACCCAGAGAUGCGCCAGUACGUCUGGUGCAGGCCAAGCUGAAUGCGGUUAAGGAUCUGGUGUCUGGCGAGCUGUUUCACGAAGAUGACUCACGCACUGUGGUGCUCUCUGUCGCCUGCAAACAUUUGCGCAUGCACCUUGGUCGCCGCGAUGAGCUACGCCUGUGUGCCGAAAUAAUAUCUGAAAUUCUCAAUCACCUCUACGAUCUGCAGCGUCAGCAGCGCGAAAAAGUCACAAAUACUUUGCAACAUGAUCUGGAUUCGCUGUGUAAAAACAUCCUCGGCAUACUCAUAAAAACCAUAAGCAUUAUGAUGGAAGGUGCCAACACUGUGCUGCCACAAUUGGUCGCUUGUCUACUGGGUCUGUUGCAGCUCCUCGAUGAGACACAUUACAAACACUACUGGGACGAGUUGAGCCCCAAUAAGGAUCCACGUGAUUUGAAAGAUUUCCUCAGCAAGUCUUUAUUGGUGUUUGAGGAACUGCUCUCGCAAGAUUGGCAAGUGUUCCCUACCGAUUGGCUGAUCAUGAAAUUGGCUUGCAACGAUGUUCUGCGUAAGGCUUUGGAGGAGUUCGCUAAACCAUUGGUUUACCGUUUUCUCGGUCCACAAUCCUUUGACUCACCACUUUGGUGGUCUUACUUCAGUUUGGCGGUAACAUUUCUAACACAGCCCUCACUGCAAUUGGAAAAAUAUCGCGAACCGAAACGUCGAAAGAUUUUGAAUACUCAUGGUGACAUGCGCGUGCUAAUGGGCUUCCAGAUACUAAGCAUGUGGUCACAGUUGGGGGAGCAGAAAUUACACUUUAUACCCUCGAUGGUUGGGCCGUUCUUGGAGGUCACGCUCGUGCCUGAGCAGGCACUGAGAAAAGCGACCCUCACGGUGUUCUACGACAUGAUGCAAUGCGAACAAAGCGCACGUGGUUCAUUCCGCUUAGUGGAGAGUGAACUUAUCGAUAAGUUGGAUCUGCUUAUCAGCGAAAAUAAAGGCGAUGAUGAGUAUCGCGAACUUUUCAGCACAAUGGAACAUCUAAGCUUGGUUUUGCUUGAGAAAGUGCAAUCGGAGAAUCCCAAUUGGAAAGACUCGGGCAUUGCUUUCAUAGCAUCUGUGACGCGUUUAUUGGAACGUCUGUUGGAUUAUCGCAGCGUUAUGCAGGGCGAGGAGAAUCGUGACAAGCGCAUGUCCUGCACAGUGAACUUAUUGAAUUUCUAUAAAAAUGAAAUCAAUCGCAAGGAAAUGUAUUUGCGAUAUAUCUACAAACUGCACGACUUGCAUUUGCAAGCCGAAAACUACACAGAGGCCGGCUACACGCUCAAACUCUAUGCUAAUAUGCUCAGUUGGGAUCGGGAAUCGCUCUGCUUUGCGCCUUGUGAUAACACUGGCCAGCCGGAGUGGCAGCGCAAGGAGCGGCUUUAUCACGAGAUUCUGAAAUAUUUCGAUAAGGGCAAAUGUUGGGAGAAAGGUAUACCGUUAUGCAAAGAAUUGGCUGUGCUUUACGAGACACGCCGCUUCGACUACAAUAGGCUCAGUGAAAUACUUAUUUUGGAGGCGAAAUUCUUUCAAAAUAUCUUGACACAGUUGCGGCCGGAGCCGGAGUAUUUCCGCGUUGGUUUCUAUGGUUUGGGUUUUCCGCUAUUCGUGCGGAAUAAACAGUUUGUAUAUCGCGGCUUGGAGUACGAACGCAUUGGUGCUUUCACACAACGCUUGCAAACCGAAUUUCCCACAGCGCAAAUUUUAACCAACAACAGUCCACCGGACAACUCGAUACUCACUGCACCCGAACAGUAUAUACAGAUUAGUAAUGUGCGACCGGUUGGCGAUGCGCAAGCGUUGAAGACGGCAAUGGUGCCGGUGCCGGAGAAAAUUGCUAGAUUCUAUGAAGUCAACGACGUCACGCGCUUCAUCUACGAUCGCCCCAUCUACAAAGGUCCGAUUGAUAAGGAUAACGAAUUCAAAUCACUUUGGAUCGAACGAACGAAACUCGAAAUAUCCAAUCCGCUGCCGGGCAUAUUACGUUGGUUCGAAGUGAAACACAAGUCAGUGCACGAAAUCACACCCGUCGAAUUCGCCUGCGAGACAAUGAACAAUGUUGGCAAAGAAUUAUGGGAUCUGAUAGUACAGUACCGCAGCGAACCAAAACGCAAUAUAAAUCCGUUCUCAAUGCGUUUGCAGGGCAUUAUCGAUGCCAAUGUAAUGGGCGGCAUAAGCAAAUAUCAAGAGGCAUUCUUCUCCGAACAGUUCCUCAAAUCGCCACAAGGUCACGGCCAACAAGCGAAUGUGCAAAAAUUGAAAGCACUUAUAUUGGAGCAAAUACAAGUGCUGGAGCAAGCCUUAGAGCUGCACGGCACACUGGCGCCAUCGGGCGUACAACCGCUACACAAUCGUUUGCUCGAACGCUUCUCACAGCUAAAGCAAAGCUUAUCGGGACUCGGUCGUUUGAAGCGACAACAUUCGGAGAGUAUAGUUAAUACACCACUGCCACCACUACCAACGGAGAAUCGCACUAUGAGCCUGGGUAAUCCCAAUACAAAUGCUGGAUCUUCAAAUUAUUAUGGUGUGUACGAGCAUGAUGAUAUAUAUACGCGACCGGGUGACACGCUGCGCCCAGUUGAAACUGCAAACACAUUGCUUAUAAAUAAUUCAUACCAAAUGCUGAGCAAUGAGAGUAUGAGCACAGUAGAGAUUACGCGUGACAAAGUGCCACCGGUGCCGAAUCGACCGCGUUCGCAGAAUUUCAUGGGCAGCAUGGAUGGGCCAGAGGUGCCGCCCAAACGUAAUACGAAUCAGCCCGGUUCACCAAGCGCGCCACCGCUACCGCCGCGUGGCAUAACACCCGACAAACGCGCCUCAAAUCCGAUUGCAAUAAAUGAUUUCACGAGUAGCCAAUACCCGUCGGCUGGCUCCAUGCCACGUCGCCCACUAUCGGCACACCAUCAACAACAACAGCAGCAGCAGCAACAGCAACAGCAUGAGCACGGUCAAAAGUAUGCUGUGGUGGAUAUUAGUUUUGACGAUCCCGAAGCCGAUCAACCACCACACUCGCUAACGAGCGUCGGCGAGACACAACAACUGAAUGUGGUCGGUUAUGGGCCAAAUGAUUUUCGUGAUUCCGGCAUCUCAACGACAAGUUCACACGAGCUGAACAACUUGAAUAAUCUAAGCGAAGAGUCAUCGAGCAAUUCCCAAAGCACCGUGCAUCACCGCGAUCACUGUCGCAUGGCGUCGAAUGGCAGUCUCGACAGCGCGUACACAAUCAACGCAACACUCAAUAUAAAUCAACGUGAAAACUCCGCGAAUUCCUUUGAUAUCGAAGAUCUGCCAAUGCCGCCACCACCACCCAUACCACCCAAGUCUUUGAAUAUUACGCAGAACACGACGGAUUCAUCUUCGCUCGACGAGCAGCAUUCGCCAUUGCCCAAAGCAAGCCAAAAUCAAAAUCAUACCACAAGUAACAAUCAUGCACACGCACAUCUACCACCACAUCCACAUCAUUUGCAGCCAAAUUGCAAUCAUAAUCAUAGCAAUACGAAUCGCCAGACGAACGGCAUCAACAACACGCACAACGACGGUUAUACAACACCAAAAACGCAUGACGGCGGCGGCGUUGAUAGUGCCACCGCCAAGGAAACGCACAAUGAUGGCGGCACUUUUUGAGUUGCAAUAUGUCGCUGCCAUCAGCCGGUACUGAGACCCAUUGCGCCACUACCGCCGCCCUCCGGCACAACGACUGAGACCGAAACUGAGACUUCAUCGACAACAACAACAACACAAACGCCUUCACCAACACCACCACCGCCGCCACCGCUGCCCUUACUCCGCAUACAUAACACACACAACACCGCUACGAACGCCGGCCAAACCUUGCGCCGGCGCCCAUUCAAAAUCACAAUACCAAGUGCCAGCACAAGCGCAAGCGCUGCUGCCAACACGGCCGCCACCUCAUUAUCGCUGCCCACAAGCACAAACCCAUUGCAUACAUCAUCAUCAUCAUCACCAUACAUACAUCAGCACUACCAUCAUUAUAAUAGCGUUCAUUAUUGUCAUGACUGUCUCUCCUCACCCUCACCACCACCACCACCACCUCUACCAGCGACAUCAGCAUCAGUAGUUGCGGCUACCAUAACCGAGCAGGCAGUGGUGCAUGCUUCCUCGUCUAUGUCCUCACUGGUGACACCGCCACCGUUGCCGCCAUUAUUACCGCUGCCAAAGCCAUUGGCCCAAACCCAGGACGCGUCGUCUGCGCCUUUACUGGAGCAUUGUUCCUGUGGCUUGACGUUCACCGUGGAACCGGAGCCUGUCUACGAGUUGUCGCCGCGUGCGGUACACUUUGAAUCCCCCAUACAGUCCACGAUAUACGGCAGCCAAAGUGUAUAUAGUAGUAGCAGUAAUGUCUAUGAGUACGAACAGUCGACAACGAACGAUUCGAGCGAGGAUUACGUGAGCAAAGUGCAAACUCAAACCACACACAUUCAUGCGCACUGUUGUCAGCAUGCGCGCAACAAUGCGCAUGCGCAAACUGAAUUCGUCUAUGAACCGCGAUGAUGUUGUUGAUGUUAUUGGGGCGAAGUGCAUGAAAUGUUCAUGAUUUUAUUGCAAAUAGUAUUGUAACUCAAAUAUUCUAACUCUUUAUCGAUAGCCAAACAAAAUUACGCCAAAUGGCAUUUAGAUAUAUACAUACAUACAAACAAACAUAUAUGCAAAUGAAUUGGAAUAUACUAAUCAUAUGUUGUAGGGCACUAAAGUGAAGCGCGCAACGUUUGCAGUUACUAGUUGCGAACGCGCAGACAACUUUUACUAAUGUUGUAUUUGUAUUUUAGCAGUAACGUAUGAAUAACUUUAAUUAUAAUUGCAUUCGAAUGUCGAGAAUUUGUAAAAUAUAUACAUAUGUACGUAUCCUAAAGUCUUCUAAGUAAAUACACACAUACAUACAUAAGCAUUGGAAUUUUGAAAAAUUAAAGUAGUUAUUAUGGAAAAAUUAUCCGAUAUUAUUUUUUUCAUCGUCUUUAACCUCAAAUAAUAACUCAUAGUUAGCUUAGUUAGGUACACAUAUACACAUAAUAUAGCAACAACAUUUAAUAAAAUAACUUUUGUGGCGGCAGAAAACAUUCCCACGAUAGUUUUGAGAAAUGCUUUCGACAGUCUGAUCCACGUGGCCGGCAGGGACCCUGGCUUUUUCUAACCAAGUGCUUUCAGGAAGACCGGGAACAAAAUUUGAAACUCAACGCACAAGCGAGGUAGCUCUUGCAAUCCGAGGACUGUCAGCACAGCUGUGUGUGUACUCAUUAGUUUUGAGAACCUUGUGCUUUGUCCGACGUUAGUCCGGGUCGAUGUCGUUACGCAAAUCUUAUCUCUUAUGGACACGCUGAACUCAUUAGCAGUUUACUCGUGUCAAGUGCAAUACAAAGUUUAAAAAAGUAGCAUUUAACAAAACUGUUAUGCUCUGUAGCAACAUGUUGCAAGUGUAUAAAAACUACACAAAUAGUAGUAAUAAAUUCUCGAAUACUAAGUAGUACCAAAUAAUGCUGGGGACUUCUUUUAAAUUAUUUUUACGAUCAUUUUGUAAUAUUAUUUAAGGUUUUGAUAUUUUUUCAUUCAUUUAAAUUAGUAAAUAAGAAGAUUUUACAAAUUAUGUGCAUAAAUUAUGUAAGGUUAGGUUUAUCUAGUACCCAAUAACGAUUUCAUUUACCCAAAUACAAUAGUUAAACGAAACAUUAAGACAAUUGUCCGCCAGACUUUAAGAAAUAGCAUAGAUUUCAGAUUUCAAGCAAUAGCAAUUAUUGGUGAAUUAUUUUUUCUCAAAAGAAUAGUUAAUAUUAUUACGGCCUGCAAUCGAUUAUGAGUUUUUAAUAUUAUUUGGGUUAUUUGUUUUGUUUUUUUGUUGCAAUAGUUCCGCAUUUAUUCCAUAUUCUUUAUUACAAAAUAAAUGUUAAAAAAUUAAAUAUUCUAGAAAAUUUUUAACAGACAGCCCGACAGAACUUUGAAAGUUUUAAUUAACAAUUGAAGCAGUACUGUUAAAUUUAGGGUUGCGAAUUUUUGAUUUCGAAAAAUUUUUCUUAAAUGUUAGUUUUUCAAUUUUCGCUUCUGAUUUUGGGGAAUUAAAGUUAAAUAUUCAACUUUUAAUGCUAAUUUUUCCAGGAUGUUUAAAUUUGAAAAUUUAAUGCUUUCGAUUUAAUAGAAAAAUUGAAAGUUUCGGUUUUUAAUUCAAUAAUAAAAAAUGAUAAUUGAAGCCCAGAAUAUUUGGGAUAAAAAUUGAAAAAUUUUUCAAUUAAAAGAACGGAGUAACAACUUAAAAAUAAUGAUUUUUCAAAUUAAAAGCUGGCGUGAAAAGCGUUAAAAAGGCAGUAUUUACAUAUUUCUAACUGAAGCAUUAUAAUUAAAAGCAAAUAAAGCAAGCAGAGCAAAACUAUCUUGUUAUUUAAUACAAAUUAGCUUUUCUUUUCACAAUUUAAACAAAAUGAUAGGACACGAAGUAUGCAAGUGCGAUAAAUUUAAAUUCUAAAACCAUUUUUUUUGUUGAACUUUAAAGCUUUGGAUUGAUUUUUUUUUCUAUUUUCAAUCCAGAUUUGGGAUUAAAAAUGUUAAUUUGAGAUGCAAUUUUUUUAUUUUUAAUUCUAGUAUUCGAAAUUGAUUUUUUUUUCAAUCAGUGUUUGGGAUUAAAAAUAAAUGCGGAUUUUAUUGGUAAAUUUUUUUUUUAAUUUUAUAUUCCAAUAUUACAGAUUGAUUUGUUUUUCAACAUUUAAAAAUAAUUUUAAUUUUUUAAUUAAGAUUUUCAUAAUUGCAUAAUAAAAAAAAAUUAUUCAAAAGUUAAUUUAAUAAUUUUUUAGUCAUAAUUCUAAGGGCAAAGUGCAAAAUGGAGAAAGUGAUACAUUUAAUUUCACAGAAUAGUUUUUUCUUUGCAUAGUCAGUCAAACAUUUGUAAAUGAAUAUACUUGUAAAUCAUAUAAACAAGGUUUGGUUUUAAAACGUACUAAUGUCAUAGAAAAAAAAUAUCAAAUGACAAAUGAUACUUUUGUUAUUAUUUUUUUUUUAUUGGUUGAGUUGAAGAGGAAUAUUUGAUUAACUUUUAUUUAGAAACAUCUUAUCAUUUUUUUUGUUGUCAUAGCGACCCAUCCUUGUUAUGGAUUAGAUAAGUUUUCAUCGAGUUCAACCAACGAAAGGCUCAGGAAACGUGUUGUUUCGGACCAUAGAGAGAGAGGUAUCAGAUGUGUAGGGUUAACAGGGCACAUAAAGAGGUGGUUAGUGUCAUACAGGGACUUGUUGCACGCAUCUUAUCAUUAUUUGCAUUCGAUACCAAUACAAAAUCACAUUUUCAAAAUUAUUUAUUUAUUAAGCGUGGAAAGUUUUUUAACAGCCUCUAAGAAAUUUGAAAAAAAAGAUCCUUGUUGUUUUAUAUUUUGAUAGUUUAUACCUUAAAGCCAUAGCAAGCCAAAAUUUCAAAACGAUAUCUCAAAUAGUUUUUGAGUUACAGCCAUUUAAAGAGUAGCCGCUCAGCUCUAGUCUCAGUAACUACAGUUAUUUGUUUCCAAACAACAUUUUUCCAAUUUACUGCAGUGAUAACUCGAAUACAAAUGAUUCAAAACUCAUGCUAUUUUUGCCUGUAUUGCAUGUAAUUCUACAUACAAUGACCUCUUGGUUUUUAAAUCUUAUCAAAAAUUGAAUUUUGGCAAGCCAAAAACUACCAAAAUUUGGGGUAAAACUCAUUUUUUAAAGUUGCCAUUUUGUCAAUUUUGGACCUUUUUUUUAGGUCAUUGAACAUAGACUAGCUUCUAGUUUAACGAGAAUUUUUUAUUUUGAAGUUUCAUCCACGGAGAAAGGCGGAGUAAAAAAUGUUUUUUUUUUUCAAAAUUGACACAGUGUACAAAUAUACCCUGAAAAUUUCAAAACCAACGUUAUAGUAUUUUUUUUUUUAAUUUUCUAAAAUCGGCUGUCACCCAUUUACAUAUUUUGACAGAAGUCGUUCCCAUACUCGUAAUGGUUGUAAAAAAAGUGAAUAUAACAACUGUCAGAAGUUAUCAGUUUUAGUGCGAGGGUUUAUGUUUUAUGUACUAUGUAUUUUCGUAAUAAACAUUUUUUACAAGUAACCCACGGAAUUGUUUAUAGAAAAUAAUUGUAUUUAUUUUGUCAACAAAAUAUUGGAAAACGAAUUUUUGAAAAGAGGUUAGGUUUGUCUUGCUCAUAUUGAGUCUGCUGGAAAUAUACUCAUUGAGACACAUAGCGGUUGUUGUUGUUGUAGCGUUAUAAUUUUUGCUAAGUAAGUGGUGUGAGGAAUCCAUAGGCGGACGAAAUGAGAAAUUAAUGCAAAUUAUUAACAUAUUUAUUGUAAAUUAUCAAAAAAAUAUACUCAGCUUCAAUAAUAAUAUAAAACAAUAAGUUACUAACUGCACUAACGGUAAAUGAGAAAAUUUAAAAUGUACAAAAAAAAAACACGCAAACACAAAGCAGCGCUGAGCAGGAAAAUUUAAACUUAUUUUGAAAAACAAAAUAAUAUUCAAAAACUGAAAUCCCCAACAAACAAAAAACCCUCAACGAAUAUUGAAAUUGAUAAACGAAAUAUUUUACUUAUGAUAUUGCAUUUUAUAAAAACAAAAAACACAAAAUUACAUAAAUAUGUACACACAAACACACAAAGAGUAACUAAUCGAAGCGAAAUAAAUACUAACUGCCAUAGAAUUGCGAAAAGCGAAUUGAAUUCACUACUAAAUACAUAUAUACAUGAGUACAUAUGUACAUACUUCCAAUUGUUCUACAUGGUUACAUGCAAUUAUAAAACUAGCCUGAUGAUAUCAAUGUGCAUUGUGACAACAAACGAAAAAAUAAACAGAAAACUUACAUACAUACAUAUACACUUGUGCAUAAAUGUUGAAAAUCAAAGUUGUGAGUAAAGCAAAUUAUUGCGGUAACGAAAUCAAAGUUCUUCUAACAAUUAAGCAAAAACAACAAAUCAAAAGAGAAACAAAACCAAAAGAAAAUCAAAAAAUAAAAAUAAAAACACAAAAACAAAAGAAAAUUAAAAAGGAAAACAAAAAACUUGCUAAAAAAAAACAAAUUGAAACGUAAUCAAAACACCAAUCAACACAUUUUAUAUAACCAAUAAUUAAGUCAAUACAUAAAUAUAUAUAAUAUACUAUAAUUAUUAUAUAUAAUUACAAACUUUUGAAAAAUGACGAUGGAAUAUUGUUAAAUGGCGAUGAGUGUCUCACUAAGCGAUUGUGAGCGCAUAAUAUAAAUCACAUGCGCAUACAUACAGACAUACAUGCAAGUAUAUUUCGUCACCUGAAAUGCAAAACAACGUAUCAUCCAAAAAUUCGAUUUUUUUAUUGCUCACAAUUCACCACAUCAUAUAUACAUAUUUGUAAUAUCGUAAAAUUUCAAGCUUCCGCUCGCAGAUAUAACCAAUACAUAACCAUUUUAUAACCAAAACCCAAAUUUUGUUUCAACAUGAGUGGAUUCUAUUAAAUCGUUUUUUCUUCGCCUAAAAACUCAUUAAAAGUGAUGUUUGCAUUUUCAGUGACGAUUUGUAUUUACAUAAUGCAUUUCUGUAUAUACGAGUACUCUUAUGCUCAUGUGCAAGUUAUGCUCCGAAACUAUUGUAAUUGCAACAACUUUCAAUUUUCCAUAAAUAAAAUUGUUUGUGCACUUGGCAAUUUGUAAUUUAAACGGUAUUACCAAAAAUGUCUUAAGCAAAAUUUAUAUAUUUUUUUAUGCAAAUAAGUUUACAAUACCCUUUUGCGGUUAUCUUACUUGUUGUAAUUUAUAUAUUAUUUACUGUUAUAAUUUUUUGAUUGAUAUUUCUAUAUACGCCGACCGACUAGUCAGGAGUCUUCGCUAGAAAAAAUAAAUGCAAAAAGUUAUUUAUAUGAGAUCGUUUGUAA
Molecule: messenger RNA, 13268 nt
Organism: Bactrocera neohumeralis
Lineage: Eukaryota; Metazoa; Arthropoda; Insecta; Diptera; Tephritidae
Gene: spg
Product: dedicator of cytokinesis protein 3
Exons: 15
Coding region: 964-7050 (2028 amino acids)
Biological process (GO): small GTPase-mediated signal transduction
Cellular component (GO): cytoplasm; plasma membrane
Molecular function (GO): guanyl-nucleotide exchange factor activity; small GTPase binding
Source: RefSeq, a predicted model, not a curated record